AUGACUAGAGGUAGAGGUCGAGGUCGAGGAAGCACAGGGCAUAUAGGAAAGUCUGCAGUUAGGAGUAAUCCUGUUGUUACUACAAACAUAUCUACUAUUCCCACUCCUACUACUGUUAGUCCUGAAGUGGGUAGCAUAGGUGGUCAAGAUGAUACAAAUCAAGUUCGGCCAUUGAUUCAUCACAGUACACCAAUGGUUCAAACUUCUGGCAAUAGUAGUAACCCUACAACACCUGAAUCAUCUCCCACUGCUCCAAAUCAAAUCAAUGCAACAGCUGAAGCUAUGACUCGAGGUAGAGGUAGAGGUCGAGGAAGCACAGGGUGUGUAGGAAAGUCUGCACUUAGGAGUAUUGCUAUGAUUACUAUAAAAAUGCCUACUAUUGCCACUGCUACUACUGUUAGUCCUCAAGAAGGUGGCAUAGGUGGUCAAGAUGAAACAAAUCAAGUUCAGUCAUUGAUUUCUUGCUAUACACUAGUGGUUCAAACUUCUGAUCAUGGUAGUAACCCUACAACACCUGAAUCAUCUCCCACUGCUCCAAAUCAGAGCAACCCAACAACUGAAGUAAAGAAACAUUGGAUGACUAAGGCAGCAACUGUGUAUAGAAAUUUCAUUGCUAAAAUCAAAGAGAAAGGGAUUAGGCAAGAUUUUAUAGAUGAAGAUGUUUGGGAAAGUUGGCAGCGACUUUGGGUAGAUUCUAAGUGUAUUGAAAAGUCAAAAACAAAUGUGAAGAAUCAUCGUGGCAGCAAAGAAGUCGCAGCUGGAACUCAGAUAGGCAGAUCUAUCUCCAUUUAA
Capsicum annuum is the source of this 792-nucleotide messenger RNA. RefSeq lists its product as uncharacterized. The coding region runs from base 1 to 792 and encodes 263 amino acids. NCBI's taxonomy places the organism in Eukaryota, Viridiplantae, Streptophyta, Magnoliopsida, Solanales, Solanaceae. The record is from RefSeq and is a predicted model, not a curated record. The transcript has 3 exons.